GAAAAUAUAAUCAUUGUUCGUAAAUAUUCCUUCUAUUACUAAAUGUAGUACAAUACGCUUUUAUAUAAUUAUACGCCCCUAAACCACAUUAUUAAAUAUUAUAUUGGAUGUCAUCUAUUAAAAAAAGUAAAGAUAAAUAAUAUUUUUGAAAAAUAUUUUGGAACACAUAUUCACCUUGAUAACAUCAAGUCAACAAUGAAGAGUCCACGUGUCGCUUAUUCUUUGGGAUGGUUAAGAAAUCUGUAAUAUAUUGGAAGCAGUUUUUGUAUAAUACAGAUGUUAUCAAGCACUUGAUGUACAAAAAUGAAAGUUUUCAAGGUUUGGAAUGCAGCACGAACAAUUAAAAAAUUUGUUGCAGUGCACGAAUGCGAGUCUUCUUCAGGAACUUAUUUCUAAAGCCAGUCGAAAAUUAAAUAUACACGAAUCAGAUGAGCUUAAGCUGUAUUUAGAGUCAGACGGAACUGAAGUUGAUGAUGAUUCCAUAAAUUUGGAAACCAUUCAAGAUCAAGUGUUGUUGUUAUUAAAGAAAAAUGAAGUGUGGCAACCAUGUAAUGACACUGCUAAAAUUUCCUCACCCACAUGUACUACAACAUUAGAUUCUGAAGAACAGAAAAAAUUAAGCAGCGACUCAACUCUUACUAUACCGUCUACUAGCAGUGAAGGGCUAAACGUUUCUGAAAAUACUUGGAUUCAUUUUAAGAUUCCUUGGGAAAAAUUAACACGAUCUACUAUCGAUUCCCUUGAAAAAAGUCAGUGCGAUAAACAAACCAGAAGAAAAGUUGUUAACGUUAUUGUUGAUAAUAUGUUAGAUAUAAGUAACGAAAUACCAACAAAGACCUUUCAAAUCAUCGCUCAUAAACUAGUGGCAAAAUAUCCUGAAUCUUUCCAAGAUUAUGACGAUGACGGGAUGGUAAUUGGAAAUGGUUUCAUUACUAUCUGCAAUCAGCUCAAAGAAAGGUACAAAUACCUAAAAGUUACACAUAAAAGAAAUUCCCCAGUUGAAUCAACACUCCCAGUCCCAAUUAAUAAAAGAAACAAGUUGUUGUCUGCAAAAGCAGGUUGCGUGGAUUGGCAGCCAUCUCCAUGUGGUUCAAACGAAGACAAUGAAAUAAAAGAAAAACUAAAAGAAAUUGAUUUGGAAAACUGUUCUGACGAGAGUGUGAUGGAGUUAUUACAAAAGAAUUACGCACACCAACGAUAUUUUAUUAAUAAAACUCCCACUGUAAUUGAUAUCAAAAAUGAAUGGCCAAUUUUGCUAAAGUCAGUUGGAAUUAAAUUCCAUUUCAAAAGAUUAAUGAAUAAAAGUAUAGAUUUGUUAUCUAAAAAUUUAUUUUUGAAAUCCGAAAACAUAAUUAAUUUUGGUAUCAAGAGACAUAUUAUUAAAAGCAGACCAACGGAAAAUAAUGAAAUUAUUAAAUGUGUUCUAAGUAUAAUUUUCAAAUAUUUUGCUGAAGACGUAUGUGAAAUUUUCAGCUAAGAAGAGGAUUUCUCUAGUUUAGAAGACAUAAUAUCACCAAAAAUAAUAACAAAGACCGAAGGUGAUGGAACAAAGCGUUACAAUAUCGUCAUGGAACAAGAAAUUAUUAAUACAUAUUUAGAGAUGGAUCAAGCGUUAAACGAAAUGUUUGCCUUAUAUUUCAUGUUUAAUUUGGAAUAUCCAAAAAAAAGUUCGUUAACAUGGGAAUUCAUUCAGUUCUUUUUCCUAAAAAUAUAUCCCCAAAUAGGAUCCAAGAAUUUAAAAAAAAAAUCGCAAACAAAAAUUAUUGGAUUUUUUC
Molecule: messenger RNA, 1775 nt
Organism: Zophobas morio
Lineage: Eukaryota; Metazoa; Arthropoda; Insecta; Coleoptera; Tenebrionidae
Exons: 5
Coding region: 326-1477 (383 amino acids)
Biological process (GO): apoptotic process
Source: RefSeq, a predicted model, not a curated record